AUAGCUAGAAUUUGUAUAUUUGUGUUAGAAAAUUUCAAAGCUGCUGUUGAUGCUGGACAUAUUAUUUAUGAUAUAGAUGUACAGAAAUGGGCCCUGCAAGCACAAAAGGAUAUUGGUCAUCAAGGUUUUCGUUUCAAAGCAUCAAAACAUUGGGUCAAAAUUUUUAAGAGAGCCCAUAGAAUUGUUGGAAGAAAAAUUAAUAAAUUUAUUACCAAAAAUAACAAUAGAAGAAGCAGAUUAUUUACAAAAAAAAGCUGAUGAAUUUGUUAUUGAAGUGAAAAAUCUUAUUAAAGAAAAAGGAAUAGAAAAUAUAAUUCAGAUCAAAGUAGAUUUCAAUUAGAAGUCCAUUCUGGCCGUACAUUAGCAAUCGAAGGGGAAAGGAAAGUAGAAUGCUUGGUGCAAUCUGUAGCUUCUAUGACUCAUAGCUGUACAAUACAACCAACAAUAUCUGGUGAUGGUAUACUUCUUUUCCAUCUUUUUAUCGUUCUUAAAGAAAAAACUGGUUAAUUUGGGCCAAUUGUAUCACAAGAGUUGUUCAGACCAGCUAACAUUUAUGCAAUGGCUUCUAAAUCAGGAAAAUUAACUUCAGAUCAUUUUAAAACAUGGCCCAAAGAAGUAUAUUUUCCGAAUGUUGGUUUAUCAAAUGUACUUUUGGUAGACUCAUGGACUGUGCACUGUCCUUCAGCCGUAGAAGAAGUAAAACUUACUAAUAAAGAAAUAACUUUAAAAAUAAUUCCAAAAGGAUCUACAGGCAAAAUACAACCACUAGAUGUUUUUGGAUUUAGGGUUAGGAAAAAUUAUGUAAGACACUUUUCGGACAGCGUGAUACUGAUGAAUGAAGAAUUGAAUCUUCAUUUGAGAAACAAUAUCAUUAAACUUUAAUCUUUAGUGCGCAAUCAACUAUCUUCUCCGAGAUACAUAAAUCUGUUUAAAUAUUCAUGGUAUGAAAGUGGCUACACGGAUGUUCAUCUUGAAAAUUUUGAAAAUCCAGUAAA
This is a messenger RNA of Nasonia vitripennis (jewel wasp), 995 nucleotides long. RefSeq lists its product as uncharacterized. Lineage: Eukaryota; Metazoa; Arthropoda; Insecta; Hymenoptera; Pteromalidae. The transcript has 2 exons. The coding region runs from base 559 to 882 and encodes 107 amino acids. The record is from RefSeq and is a predicted model, not a curated record. Gene Ontology annotation, molecular function: nucleic acid binding.